Messenger RNA from Morus notabilis, 2501 nucleotides. RefSeq names its product SWI/SNF-related matrix-associated actin-dependent regulator of chromatin subfamily A-like protein 1. Gene Ontology annotation, molecular function: ATP-dependent chromatin remodeler activity; ATP binding. The record is from RefSeq and is a predicted model, not a curated record. Gene Ontology annotation, cellular component: nuclear replication fork. Gene Ontology annotation, biological process: replication fork processing; DNA repair. NCBI's taxonomy places the organism in Eukaryota, Viridiplantae, Streptophyta, Magnoliopsida, Rosales, Moraceae.
AGAGGGGGGAAAGAAAGAAAAAGCAAGAAAUGGAAUUCAAGUGUUAGUGUUGAAGCCAGAGAGAGAGAGAGAGAGAGAUGGACAUGAAUGAUGAUGACGACUGGGAUUUGAGCAUAGAGCAAAUUGAAUCGCUCGAAAGAGGUCAGAAGAUCGCUCAACAACGCCUUCUCCAUUCUUCUUCUUCUUCUUCUUCCACUUUCACCAAUAACAACAAGGCUGAGGCUUUGCCUACUGACUCCAGUGUCUUACCUGCAUCGCUCUCAGUUCCAUCCAGACCAAAUGCUGAAGAUGAACACUUAAAGGGGUUACCAAAGGUGCGUGUCAAAUUCUUUCUUCAUGCUAGUGGCAACAUUGCAGCAAAAUUUUCAUAUGAUCAGGCAGUGGUAGGCGCUGUUCGUAAGAUCCCUAAAGCCACUUGGAGUGCAAAAGAAAGGCUAUGGAUUUUCCCCCCUAGUUCCUUGUUGUCGGCAGAAAAAGGUCUUCGUGAAAUAUCUGGUGUUAAUGUUGAGUUAGAGAACUUAAACCCCUUGGUGCACCGUGCUAUUGAUGCAGCUUCUGCUGUUCCAGAUCUUCGAGACCGAUAUUACAAGAUGCCUGCCACUGUUGAAUCAAAGCUCUUGCCAUUUCAGAGAGAAGGUGUUAGGUUUAUAUUGCAGCACGGAGGGCGGGUUCUCCUUGCAGAUGAGAUGGGACUGGGAAAGACUUUGCAGGCAAUUGCUGUAGCCUCAUGCGUUCGUGAGUCAUGGCCGGUUCUUAUACUCGUCCCAUCUUCCUUGCGAUUGCAAUGGGCUUCAAUGAUUCAGCAAUGGCUGGAUAUCCCACCAUCAGACAUACUCGUUGUUUUGUCUUCUUGUUGCGGAUCAAACAAGAGCGGAUUCACUAUAGUAACGUCAAAUACCAAAGGGACCGUGCGUCUUGAUGGCCUAUUUAAUAUUAUCUCCUAUGACGUCAUCCCUAAAUUGCAAAGUUCACUCAUGGCAUCAGAGUUUAAGGUUGUGAUUGCAGAUGAGUCGCACUAUCUGAAAAAUGCGCAAGCGAAGAGGACAACCGCAUCUCUUCCAGUCAUAAAGAAAGCUCAGUAUGCGUUAUUACUUAGUGGAACUCCUGCUCUAUCCCGACCAAUUGAACUAUUCAAACAGCUGGAGGCCUUGUAUCCUGAUGUAUAUAAAUAUGUUCAUGAGUAUGGUAAUCGAUAUUGCAAGGGUGGAAUAUUUGGAGUGUAUCAAGGUGCAAGUAACCAUGAAGAAUUGCAUAAUUUGAUGAAGGCGACAUUGAUGAUUCGUCGACUUAAAAAAGAUGUUCUUUCUGAGCUUCCUACAAAGCGUAGGCAGCAGGUCUUCCUCGAUUUGGCUGAAAAGGACAUGAAACAAGUUAACGCCCUGUUUCGCGAGUUGGAGGUGAUAAAAGGAAAAAUUAAGGCCUGCACUUCAAAAGAAGAGGUUGAUGCAUUGAAAUUUACGGAGAAAAAUCUUAUUAACAAGAUAUUUACUGAAUCUGCUGAAGCUAAGAUCCCGGCGGUUUUAGAUUACCUGGCAACUAUGAUUGAGGCAGGCUGCAAGUUUCUAAUAUUUGCCCAUCAUCAAUCCAUGAUUGAGUCCAUACAUCAAUUUCUUCUUAAAAAGAAAGUGGACUGCAUUCGAAUUGAUGGGAAUACACCUGCAGUGAAGAGGCAAGCUUUGGUUACAGAUUUUCAGGAAAAGAAUUCUGUUAAGGCAGCUGUGCUGUCUAUUAGAGCUGGAGGUGUUGGAUUAACUUUAACGGCUGCAAGCACUGUUGUUUUUGCGGAAUUGUCGUGGACUCCGGGCGACCUGAUUCAAGCUGAAGACCGUGCUCAUAGAAUUGGACAGGCAUCUUCAGUCAAUAUAUACUAUCUGCUAGCAAACGACACGGUUGAUGACAUAAUAUGGGAUGUCGUUCAGAGCAAAUUGGAAAACUUGGGGCAGAUGCUUGAUGGGCAUGAGAAUGUCUUGGAAGUUGCAGAGCAUAAAACGCUAGACUCAGCGAGCGAACCCAAAAGCAGCCCUUUGAAGCAGGCAACACUUGACUCAUUCAUAAAGCGAUGCAACAGCCCGGUCGACUGCGAAAGUCAGCCGAAGCUCAAAUAUCCGAGGCACUGAAGAAAGUGGCAGGUCUCGGAUCGUACAGAAGGAUAAUGUGUUCUCAUUCAUGGACAUAGAUAUACAAAUAUAGGGAACCUGAACCCAUUCGGCAUUAGUUUGUUAAAAAAGUGCGAUGGGGAAGAACUAAGGAGGGCCCUACUUAAAUUUGUAACAUUGAAACCCGUAAAGUUUGUAGGCGAAUUGCGCAGAAGAUUGGAGGAUGUGUCAAGUGUUAAGUGAAGUUCAAGAUAAGUUUAUGUACAAAUAUUUGUAAUGGAGGCGUAUAUGUGUAGAAGGGCGGGGGAGCCUUUGGUAGAAAAGCGUAAUCAUCAAAUGUAAUUUAGCAGUAUUUUCUGUCUCCAGUGGUUAAAGCAAGAAAGAUUAAUUAAAGGAUAUUAAACU